ACAUAAUUAAUCCCAGAAACAAUUUCGUCGAAGAACGGACUCUUUCACUCAAACCGACCAUCAGUGCAAGUGUUUCGUGGAGGAAAUUAGUCUCCGGAGCCACCACUGAUUCCAAUUUAACUUCUUCAGUGCCCACAUUUGCGAAUCCGUUCUUGAAUGAAAUGAUUGUCAUUGCAAAAAGAUCGAUGACGAACUCAAGAAGAAUGCCUGAACUGUUUGGAAUCCAAUUAGGCGCCAUUCUGGUCACCGGAUUCAUCCUGACGACGAUGUUUUGGCACUUGGACAAUUCCCCCAAAGGGGUUCAAGAACAAAAUGGGUUCUUUGCCUUCGCCAUGUCCACCACCUUCUACACUUGCUUCGAUGCCAUCCCUGUUUUCCUCCAAGAACGCUACAUCUUCAUGCGAGAAACUGCUUACAAUGCCUACUGCCGAUCAUCGUACGUCCUCACCCACUCCAUAAUUUCCAUCCCUUCCUUAAUCGUCCUCUCCAUCUCCUUUGUCGCCAUACCUUUCUGGACGGUGGGACUCACCGGCGACCUCCAUGGGUUCCUCUUCUUCUUCUUCACCAUCCUCGCCUCCUUCUGGGCCGGAAGAUCCUUCGUCACAUUCAUCUCCGGCGUCGUCUCCCACAUCAUGCUCGGAUUCACCGUAGUAGUCGCCGUCCUCGCCUACUUUCUCCUCUUCAGCGGCUUCUUCAUCUCCCGCAACCAAAUCCGCUUAUACUGGAUAUGGUUCCACUACAUCUCCCUAGUAAGGUACCCAUAUGAAGCUGUUCUACAGAACGAAUUCGACAACCCAACAAAAUGCUUCGUCAAAGGAGUCCAGAUGUUCGACAACAUGCCGUUCGGAACAGCACCGUUGGCAGUGAAGCUGAAGCUGUUGCAAAUUUAAGUAGAGAAAUUGAAUUUUCAAGAAAAAACAAUGCUGCCA
This is a messenger RNA of Rubroshorea leprosula, 929 nucleotides long. The record is from the annotation of a GenBank genome assembly. Lineage: Eukaryota; Viridiplantae; Streptophyta; Magnoliopsida; Malvales; Dipterocarpaceae.